Messenger RNA from Spodoptera litura, 2405 nucleotides. RefSeq lists its product as uncharacterized. NCBI's taxonomy places the organism in Eukaryota, Metazoa, Arthropoda, Insecta, Lepidoptera, Noctuidae. The record is from RefSeq and is a predicted model, not a curated record.
UGAACUAAAUAAUAUGAUUACCUAAUCACCAUAUCUCUACAAUUUCAGCGGGAAUGGUUGAAACUUUCGGCUGCAAUAUACCAGUAGCCGUGAUUGAUUAUGAAAAGUAUAUUGUAAAUAGUACUAAAACCAAGAACGAUAUGUGUGGAGUUCGAGCCGUAUUUAUACGAAAACAUGACGACGAUAAAGUUAUAGCCCGAAUAAAAAUGCAAAUAAUGUCGAAAUAUGCCAUGAAUGACGGCAAUAUUCAAUGCUGUUAUAGAUUUAUUGUCGACGCCAUACAUUAUCCACGUGAUCGUCCGAGAUUAAUGUUCAGUAACUGCACAUACUUUCAAGAUACGACCAUAAUAACAUUACAGUCUGAUUUCAUCAACGUGAUAUGUUCAGAAAUUAGUAUUAAUGGGACAAAACAAAUUAUCUACGAUGACAUGUAUGCCUUUAGCAAGAAAAUUAACUUUACAAAGGCAAAGGAAAGUAAAUGCAACGAUCAAUACAACGUUCUUAUUCUGGGGAUGGAUUCGAUGUCUCUACCUCGCAUCGUAAAGACGAUGCCUAGAACUGCUACUUACUUGAAUGAAGACCACUGGCUGGGUUUUAGAGGAUACCAUAAGGUUGCAGAUAACUCACUACCCAACAUAAUGGCUGCAUUAACUGGAAAAAAUAUGUCUACAAUAAUACAAAAGUGUCACGGAUCCAUGGACGCCUGUAACCGUUACCUUAUUUGGAAAGCAUUUAAGAAUGAUGGUUACGUUACAGCUUACGGAGAAGACAAUUUAAAAAUCGCAAACACUUUUAUUAAAGACUAUGCAUUUCGAAGAGCACCUACAGAUCAUUACAUGCGCCCGUUUUUUCUUAAAGGAGAGAAUAAUCGCCGAAACAAAACAUCUGUAUGCACAGGAAAAAUAUCUUCAGGGCAACAACUACUAGACUACGCUCUCGAUUUCGCCAACACUUACAAGAAGGAUUCUUUCUUCGGCUUUUUUUGGAUAAAUUCGUUUAGCUACGACGAAAAAAGUCGGCCAGAGGAAGCGGACAAACUUAUAGAAAACUUUCUGAACCAGUUAUCAUACACAGGCAUUAUGGCAAACACUUUUAUAAUAUUUCUGAGCGAUCACGGUCUGCGUUUUGGAAAUCAUCGCCUCAAAAUGGAAGGUUUCUACGAUGAUCGUAUGCCAAUGCAUUUUAUGUGGGUUCCUUUUAUUUUUAAAGGCCAAAACUCUUAUGAAUUUCGUGCUCUGGCAAUAAACCAGCAUCGAUUGUCUACACCUUAUGAUAUGUAUAGCACGCUCUUGGAUAUAAAGAGAAUAUCUUUAUGCAGUAAUUCUAGUGACCCAGCACCGGAAGGGUGUCGGAACUGCCACUCUUUAUUCUCAGAAAUCAGUGGCAACCGCACCUGCGAAGAUGCGAACAUUCAUAAAAAGUGGUGCACUUGCCACAAACUAUACCCCCUCGCCACAAACGACCCGAUAGGAAUUAAGAGCGUAAACGUAGUGGUGGAUUACAUUAAAAGGAUGACAGUUACAAUAGCCACGCAAAGAUGCUGGAGUUGCAAAGUCCCUUCUUUAAAACAUAUUCACAGAAUACAUUUCUAUUAUAAUUUUAAUGCAGAUAAUUCUGAAAUAUAUUAUGUGAUUGCGAUUACUCUUACACCAGGUAACGCCACCUAUGAAGCGACUGUAUUGAAGAAGAAUGACUAUAGUAUAGUUGGGCCCCUUAGUUUUAUUUCUUACUACAAAGGAUUAGGGCAGUGUGCCUUAAAUCGUCAAGACCGUCUUUUUUGUGUAUGUCAAAAGACUGAAAAUUGUUAAGUUAUGAAUUUGUACUGAUAAAGGUUUCUGUUUCUACAAGUGGUUACCUGUAGUGGAAAGGUCUGUUUAAGACUGUCUGUUAGUCAUAGACGUAUUUGGUCAGGUUGCUAGUGACCUAUUAGGACCACCCAGAUUGCAGUUUAAAUGUGUAGUGUGCAAUUCCGUAACGUACCCCGCCAAAAUGUGUUCAAAUUUAAUAUUAUACUUUUAUGAUAUGGAAUAUCCGCUAUUUUUAUUUGACUUGUAACUUAACACUGAUGUGUUUAGUUUAAACAAAAUUAUUCUUCAGCAACAAAUUCAGUUUCCAAGACAAUUUAAAAAGAUAAUAGUUACGAACAUACUUAAUUAUUUACAUAGUAUACGACAUAUGUACGUAGAUAAUGUUAUUGAAGUUAAGUUGUUAACAUAAAGUAAGGAGGAUAUAAUAUAUAUCUACCUUGAGAAAUUCCUUUAAAAAAUAUAUAAUGUACUUAUUUUAAUGUAGAUAAUGUAUGUAAUCGGCGAAACGACUGUACUUGUUUAAUUAUAGUUUAAUUACUGAACAUUUUAAAGAAACGAGGUCUUUCUAAAGUUAACUUUUUACUCAAAAGAGUAACA